AUGGCGACAACAUCGAAGAAACCAUUGAAGUUCCGCAACUACAGACCUGCCGAUGCAUCGCUUGUCAGUCUGUCAACUGCGACAUCAACAGGGAGCGGGCUUGUCCCGACAGGAGCGAAGAGCGUGGAGGACAGUGCUGCAGGCGUGCCCCGCCCGAAUGAAGUGCGGCCGCCGCCAGCGCAUGCAGAAAAUAAUCAGGGGGAAGAGCAGCCCAAGAAAGCAGAAGAUGUGAAGAAAGACGAAGAAGACGCCAUACAACGGGAGUUGAAACGACAUGAAGCGGAGCACGGGAGCGGGGGUCAACUUAAAGUCGCGCCACGGAAGGCGAACUGGGAUCUGAAGCGCGACGUGGCCAAGAAGCUUGCAAAGCUGAACCGUUUGACACAGAAAGCCAUAAUAGAGAUUCUUCAAGAAAAGCUGGCGCAGGAGGCGGAGGAGGGAAGCACAAGUGAGAAUGAUGACGACAUGAGUAAAGAGGGCGACGAGUAA
Nannochloropsis gaditana CCMP526 is the source of this 489-nucleotide messenger RNA. Its product is annotated as coiled-coil domain-containing protein 12. Gene Ontology annotation, cellular component: U2-type spliceosomal complex; post-mRNA release spliceosomal complex. The record is from RefSeq and is a predicted model, not a curated record. The transcript has 2 exons. Bases 1 to 489 code for a protein of 162 amino acids.